This is a messenger RNA of Macrobrachium nipponense, 701 nucleotides long. Its product is annotated as cuticle protein AM1159-like. The coding region runs from base 23 to 607 and encodes 194 amino acids. Lineage: Eukaryota; Metazoa; Arthropoda; Malacostraca; Decapoda; Palaemonidae. Gene Ontology annotation, molecular function: structural constituent of chitin-based larval cuticle. Gene Ontology annotation, cellular component: chitin-based extracellular matrix. The transcript is spliced from 3 exons. The record is from RefSeq and is a predicted model, not a curated record.
CAAAAAUAAGGCCUGGCACCUGAUGUCGAGGUCGGUAGCGACCCGUAUAAAAGCAGUCAGUCAAAAGGAUUCGUCACAGUUCCUUUCAAUCGUUCGAUAUGAAGUGUGUAAGUUCAUUCUACUCCUUGCUGUAUUGCUUUCCGUCUUGGCUGCCGUAGCCCUCGCUGCCCCUCAGGGCUACGAGGCUCCAGCUGCUCUCUCUUCCCACGCAAGAAGCGUCGACGCCCCUGUCAUCGCCAUCGUCAGGGACGAAAGAGUCAGCGGCGACGACGGAAGUUACAACGUCGAUGUCGAAACAGCCAACGGCAUCGUCUACUCAGAGUCAGGAUCACCAGGAGUUGCUGGAGCUGUUGCCAGUUCCGGAAGACUUUCAUACACAGCUCCUGAUGGCACCCCAGUGGAACUGACCUUUGUGGCCAAUGAGAACGGCUUCCAGCCUCAGGGUAACCACCUGCCGGUGGCUCCCGAGUUCCCCCACCCGAUUCCCCAGUUCGUGCUCGACCAGAUCGCCUUCGCCGAGGAACAACGAGCCAGGGGCAUCAUCGAAGGAGCACCACGUGAAUCCUCCGUGGCAGCACCAUCACGCUCCUACGCCAGUCCUCAGUAAUGGAUAAGGAUAACUCGAUGUCAUCCAACGAUUAAUUUAUAAUAACACAAUGUAUAUUAACUUAUUGUAAAUAAAUACAACUACGAGCAUAAAA